AUGGACACCUUUGGCAGAAAGUUACAGCAGAAGGCUCUGCAGCAACCUAAGCAGAAGAAAUCCAAGUCGGCUGAAUUUCUGAUGGGGAGUGAAGAGCGAGCUACUGUAGUGGGCAUGGAAAAUCCAGCCUUCGACGGAGGAGGAAGCACUGAGCCUUCCAUUUCUCCGAGUUGGCCGGGGAGAAAAAUGCGAGGUGACAGGCCAGAUAGCACCCUUGCAGCUCACCGAAAAAAAAUGGAGCUGCAAGCCCCUGCCAAAGAAAGAGGAAAUGAAUGUGCCCAAAAUUACUUUGACCCAUUGUCAGCAGGGCAGACAGACCCAAGGCAUCGCAGGACGGCCGGGGUCAGCGCUGAAGAUGAGCUGGAAUUAACAAUACUGAAUGCAGAUGAAAGCAGACUGUUUGAAAGGAUGGCUGCCCUGCUGGAUGACGACGAUACGUUUGUAGACAUACCUGGUACGCUGCGAGCCUCCAGGGAUGACGAGGUGUUGGAGGUGAAGGCGGGUGAUCUGGUGCAUCAGCGGCGACUGCUGCUCCACAGUGGUGGUGAUGCCUCGGGCUCCUGGACCUCCCAGGUCCACAGCAUUGCCAAAACACAGGCUGAGGGUGGUGCUGGGCCGGGGAGAGAGGCUGGACUCCAAGCAGGGAGGAUGGUAAUGGGCAGAGAAAGCACUGUAAAAACGAGGACAGCUGAGGAAGUGAUCCCCCACUACGCCCAGCAGCUGAGGGAGCGUGUGCGGCCUGACAUGAUCACGCUUGGCAGCCUUUCACUGCAGCAGCAUACAGCUCAGAAGGGACCCCUGAAGAGGAGCAAGUGGGCAAAGGCAAAGAAAAGACUGAUGGCCUUCUUCGCUGGUAAUGCUGAGACUCCCUUCUCACAAAGAGACUGUGAUGAGGCGGUAAGACCACAAGCCACACAGAAGACAACGUUUCAGAGCAUGGAAAGCCCGCCGCUCGGAGCGCUGGGGGAAGGCCAAGAUGAGGCAACGGCCAAACACACCCAGAUGACAAAACUCCCAGAAUCCUCCUCCUCAGCAUCACGGCCGCUGUGGCAGGAGGACCACAGCUCUCUUCCCCAGCCCGUGGAGGUGUGUGUGUGCUGCUUGAGGGCCACCAGAGACAAGCUUCCCAGGGGUCUCUAUUCUGUCAGUGUGGCUCUUCACAGCCGUCUAGGGGGUCCAGCUCUGGCUUUGUACAGUAAAAACGAGAAGCAGACACGGGGGGUGUCCACCGCGCCGACGGAGCACCGGGGUCGCUACUACGACCACGACCUGCACAUAAACCAGAGCCUGCUCAUGAACUUACCUGCUGCCUGUGAUGUCACGCCCUCCAUGGUCCUGGUGUUCCAACUCAACCAUCUACUGGCACACAGCAGCCAUGUGAGCUCAGCCCUAGCGUGGGGAGCAUUUCCUAUUUGUGGAGUGAACCUCAGGCUCAUCCAUGGCAGGUUCAAAACUCCACUUCUCAGGGGGGAACCCAGCACACAACUGGACCAGUUUAAAAAGAUUGAAGCUCUCAUCUCCUCCGAUCUCGAUCACUGGCUGUGCAACCUAUAUUUUGAGGUAAAAAGGCUCCCACCUGGAACAUCUGGGGGUCCAGAGGUUUUCAACGUGGCAUCGACACCCCCCUCCAACCUUCAUGUCAUGGAAAAAACGGAGGGCCGUCAUGAUCAACCCAAUAACCAGCUGCGGCAGCAGCCCCAGCCCCCGUCUCAAUCCCAGCUCUGUUCCCAUGCCCGGUCUCCCUUGGCCCAGCAGCAGCUGUUUACAGGCCCGAGCUGCAGAGCAGGAGAGCCCAGUGUGGUUCGCUCUCACCAGGGAUCGCCGCUCCACCUGUCAGCUGAUUCCGCUUGCUCUUCCUCGUCUCUGCCAGGGAAGAAUUACUCCUCAGGAGCCUUUUCUGGAAACAAUGAAGAGAAGAGUGAUCCGUGUGGGGAGAAAGCAGAGGGUGGGAUUCACUACAAGAAGAAGCCAAUCAAGAAGACAAAUAGCUGUGGCCCCAGCAUGAGCGGCAGAAGUGCAUCGCCUCGGCAGGCAGACAAACAGAAGCCGCAGCUUGCAAUGGAGAACCUCUGCACGAAGGAGAUGGAGGAGUACACCUUCUCUCUACAAUCAGCAAUAACUGGACCUGGUUUCGGGCCUCCCCACCUCUCGGACCGAGCCCGCCUGGCCCUCUGCAUGCUGCCAUCCGAGCUGGGACUGCCGUUGCCGUGGCAACGACGUCAACAACUGAACUGUAGCUGGCAUGGCUCCGUUCGGCAGCUCGGCCUCAUUAUGCUGCUGCUAACUUUGAUGUGGUUUGUGAGGCUUUACCUGCAUUACUGCAGCCAGUGGCUCUACCUCCAGGCCAUAGCGGUUCCUGUCAACAAAUUCUGCUUCCACGCACACACGGUGGACCUCGUCUACCAGAGUUCUUUGCUCCACACCCGCGAGGAGCUGGCAAUGGUGGUGGUGGGUCCCCUGACCUUGAACGCAGUAAUGUUCCUGCUGGUUCUGAUCAGAUGGGGCUGUCAGCUGAUAUUUGGCUCACUCCCUUCAUUCACGUCAAAGUUUAUCAUGGCUCAGGGAGUGUGGACAGUCCUCGACCCCCUGGCAGUCUUUGCUGUGGACGCCGUCCUCGGGCGUCUCUCUUACAGUCCCGAUGUACCAGUUGGUGAUGCAGCCAAGCUUUACUGGCAUUUCCACCGGGCUGACCAAUCAGGUGCAGCGGGAGUGCUCAUCACUCUGUUCCUCUAUGCAAUCCACUUCCUGCUUUCCAUCACUAUCAUCUCAAUUUACCUGCUCAGAUUCCAUAAUGAUGGUCGGAUGCUAGACAUCUUCCAACGAUUCACGGCCAAGGAGGGCAAGUACUUCCUGCCUCAAGACCUUGAGCUGUCCAAUCAGGAGCUAAGCUACAUUGUCAAGAAAGCAGAACAGUGGAGAGGCUUCGGUGGGGAGAGACGCAAGGUGGCGGUUUAUGACUAUAUCUGGACCACAGAUGAUGCAGGUCCUCUACCCCCCCGCGAGGAGGGUGCACCACUGCCAGAGGGUGAGACCAGCACCCACGUGAUCAUUUACACGUUGCACCUGAGUGGGGUGAAACAAAGAUACAGGCACUUCCUCCGUCUACCGGAUGGAGCCAUCGUUGAGGUGGUUGGUGAAUUAGAGGGACGCGACGGGGAAACCAAGGUGGCGGCCUGUCCGGGUCAGAGUUCUGCCAGCCACAGAGGGGACAAGCCAGGUGCUGAUUCACUCCAGCUACGGAAAAGGAAGAGAUUAUUUGGGCGGUCCCACCGGGUGGAGCCUCUCGGAGCAAGUGGAUGUGAGUCCAGUUUCGCGAUGCAAGACCUCAAUCCAUGACGUUGAAGAGAAGAAAAGAGAGAGCAGCAGCUGUAUUUGAUGUAAACCUUGCUGUUACCGGUCAGAUUUAUAGUAGUUGUGUUCUAGUUUACGGCGUAUUUUUCUUGAAACCUUCUGUAUCCGAGAAAAUGAUUAAUCAAAACUGACACAGCCGCCCAUGACCUCACAAAUGAAAGAAACGCUUCAGCAACACUUCUGAGGAAACCGGGUCGUCAGGUGUCCCGCGCCGCUUCGACACAAUGAAAUACGAGGAUUCUUCAAGUCACCAGUCAGAAGACGAGUGAUAAAAUAUCAAUUUUGGCCUCACAUUAAACAGGAUAAUAUUCAGGCCAGCUUGAUUUGUAUUGAAUAUGUGUCUGCUAGCCGGUGCUUAGUGUAAUGAAGUGGCUCACAAAUCAGGCCGUAAUGGCCGCCUACUUACACAUAUUGCUUAAUUAAAGGUUGUGAGCUUAUUAACAUGUGUCUCUGGGAAGAGGGUGCAGGAAGA
Molecule: messenger RNA, 3823 nt
Organism: Cololabis saira (Pacific saury)
Lineage: Eukaryota; Metazoa; Chordata; Actinopteri; Beloniformes; Belonidae
Gene: ofcc1
Product: orofacial cleft 1 candidate 1
Exons: 23
Coding region: 1-3336 (1111 amino acids)
Cellular component (GO): perinuclear region of cytoplasm
Source: RefSeq, a predicted model, not a curated record